This is a messenger RNA of Symbiodinium sp. CCMP2592, 2181 nucleotides long. The record is from the annotation of a GenBank genome assembly. NCBI's taxonomy places the organism in Eukaryota, Dinophyceae, Suessiales, Symbiodiniaceae.
AUGCUGAACCUGAGUACUCUUCAUGAUGCAGUGCAGACUGUGCAGCGCCAGCACCCCAUGCUGCGAGCGAGACCGCCUCUCGAUGACAGCACCGACUUGAAGCUGGGCUGCCGAGACAGCGGGUUCUCUACCACAGUUGCUGCUACAUGGUCCUUGCUUUGCGAAGAGGUUGCUGUGCCACGUCGGCUGCGCGAGCUGGUUGCAAAGGCCAUGUUCUUUUGCUGGCCCCGCACCGCCAUACUCGAGGACGGUGCCGCUGUCAACAUCCCCGUGCUGUCCCAGAGCUCGGAGAGGGGCGGCGAGUGCAAUGCUGAUGAAGUUUACCGUGUGAUGAACGACUCCGGUUGGGCGUGGUGGGAUUCCACAUCAGCUCUCAAUAUGUGCCUGGUCAAUAUGCAGAGCAAUGAGCGGGUCGUGCAGUUCUUGUACUGCAGCAUCACGCACAAGUACGGGGACGGCGGGGCUAUUGCCGCCUUCGUGCAUUCGCUGCAAGAGGCUUACCAAGCUUUGGCCCGUGGGGAGGCACCUUCUCGUUCCGAGCAUCCAAUCCUGGCGGUGCAGCAGCAGCGGCUGCGGCGCUACUUGAGUGGUGCUGCCGGACAAGAGGGUGCGGUGGACAUGUAUUUGUUCGACAUUGUCAACGAUACCUACUACCACAAGUGGGGUCACAGCGUUGGGGUGCAGUUUACUAGCGGAGUCUGCGACACGCUUCGGAUGGCUGGACAGCGGAUGGCAUGCAGCGAGGAGAUUGCCUGGCUUUCAUGCAUCGUCGCCGCCAUGUUCCGGAUGCUGCCCGACAAGUUGCUCCGUAUCAUGGUGGUGCACAAUGGCAGGUUGGGAGAUGCCGAAGGGGCCGUGGCAUGCACCAGCAACUACGUCAUGCUGUCAAUUCCAUGCCUCGAUGCUUCAUCGACGCCGCUUGCAGACAUUGCCUCGCGGGUCAAGCAUGCCAUCACGCACGGAAAGUUCCGGCGGCCUACUACUUGUGAACAGGCGCAUGCACGGAUCAACAUCGGAGGAAUGAUUGGGAAAGACGGCGACUUCACGCAAGUGUUCAAGUCGUCUCGAUGCAGGUCUUCUGCGUGGAGUCGGGCUCCUUACGUGAUCCAGCUUCGGAUGGACAAUGAGGGCGGCAUUUGGUGCGUGAAGGACUUCAAGUGCCACGAGUUCGUGGAUCCGACCAAAUUCUGGACUGCGGACGAAUCAGGCCAUCGCCUUUCCCUGUUCAUGCUCUCGGAUUUGUCGGGACUUUCAGAUCUACACCGGAUUGAUCCCUGGGUCCGCCAGCUUGGUGAGCUUCCCUUUUUGCAGGGGUUGAAGAGCCAAAUGAAGGAGGUCCAGUGGGUCACCUGCAACCUCUUCCUUAACGGCCCUCGCUCCCAAGACAGGUUUGCCUCUUGCCUCGGCCUCCUCGCCACGGCCGAACCCUUCAAUUGUGAUCAGUGCGAAGCUUCAUACAAUCCGCCCGGAGUGACUGUGGGAGCCAUGGUGCUACUCUUGCCGCGGCAGCUGCUGAGCCCCAAAGAGGACGGCAUGCUCAAGCUGCUGCAGGGCAUGGCCAAGGUGUGGGUCACGGGCGGAUGGCUCCGCGACAAAAUCCUCGCGAGCCUGGAUGUGAAUCUCGCAGCCAGGUCUCGCUGUCAACGUCUCGCAAAACUCUGCGGCCAGCAGCAAGGGGACCUGGACCUCGUUGUGGCGGGCAUGACCUCGGUCGAGUUCUACGGACGCUGUUCGCGUGACGAGGCAUUUCGAUCGCUGCUUCGGCGCCCACCCCUGUUGGUGGAAGCCAAGGGAGGGCGACCCAACACGGUGAAGCUCACCCUGGCCGAGGCGAUUGUGGAUGUCACCAGCCUUGCGGAUGCGAGGUGGGAGUACGAUGAGUCACAUGUGGGCGCCUUUCCGUCCGCCUGCUCUUCGCGAAGGCCCGGCGGAGCUCAAAGUGGCCCAGCCGAAGAAGGUGCCUUCAAUGUGCACUUGCUGGAUAUGUUGAGGUUCUCGAAUGUGCAAAGGGUGGCGAUUCGGGCUAAGCUUAGCUUUGAGUUUCGUUUCGUGGAAGAGCAGAUUAUCCCAAGCACCGCCUCGCACUUUGAGCCGAGCGAAGGUGAAGAGGACUCCAUCGCGCGGGAUUGUCAACACAGGGACGUGAGCUUUAACGCCCUGUACCUUGAGGCGAAGCACUGA